This is a messenger RNA of Arabidopsis arenosa, 458 nucleotides long. The record is from the annotation of a GenBank genome assembly. Lineage: Eukaryota; Viridiplantae; Streptophyta; Magnoliopsida; Brassicales; Brassicaceae.
GCGAAUCUGAGAUUUCGGAAGAUUCGAUCGAUUUUGGGGGUUUUAGGGUUUAAUCUCUGCCGACGAACUACUUAUCAAUGGCGCCACCUCCAGGACUUUACUCCGGCACCAGCACUCUUGCUCUGGUUGCUCGUGCUUCGGCUUUCGGGUUGGGUCUCAUCUACGGCAACAUCAAGCUCAAGGCUUUGAAGAUAAAGAAGAAUUCACAGAUUAAGGCGGAAGCCAAGGCUCAUCACUAAACCAACUCUUCUCAAUAAGAAUAUGAAGCCAAGUGAUUGUUGCCUCUAUAUGUAGCUGUUUCAUCCUUUAAUCUAUAUCUCCCUUCGGUGACGUUUUGUCGAUUUUUGUGUUUUUGAUGAAUCAAAAUCUUUUGUCUGACAAAGCAAUCGUAUACCAUUUUGGUUUAAACCUGAGCUCCUCUUUGGUACUUUGCUAUUCAAUAAACACCAUCUUUUUAU